Molecule: messenger RNA, 4381 nt
Organism: Cuscuta epithymum
Lineage: Eukaryota; Viridiplantae; Streptophyta; Magnoliopsida; Solanales; Convolvulaceae
Source: the annotation of a GenBank genome assembly
GGAGAAGGGUAAGGAGCAACUUAAACUUAAUAAUCAGGCUGCAAGUUCGAAGUAAUUACAAAAAUGCCUGCGGAUGCUCAUGCUCUUUGUACAGCCGGCCUGUACCGUAUAUUUUGCCGAGCAAAGGCUGCUCCAAAACUCCACUGCAUAAUCAAAGCCUCCAAACGAUCAUUUCAGCGAUAGAAGUCUUCUUUUCGCUUCUAGGAUUCUGGCGCCCCAACUGUUUGAUACAAGUCCAUGGCUACUGGAUGUUGCGUUGCUACUGCUCAAAUCCACUGUGCACUCCCCAGUUCUUGUAUCGGCUUGCCCUCGUACUCUUCCUGGUCUCCGGGUUAUAUACAUAGCCAUGCCAAUUCUUUCAAGGAGCUAAUGCCCAGCGGAGGGAGUGGAAUCAGGUGCCAAUCGACUAGAACAGAUGAGAGGAAACCAAGGAUGAAUUUUUUAGAUAAUGCAAGCAAUCUCCUCACAAAUUUGUUGAGUGGGAGUAAAAUUGGAUCCAUGCCAAUUGCUGAAGGUGCCGUCUCUGAUCUUUUUGGUCAACCGCUUUUCUUCUCAUUGUACGAUUGGUUCUUAGAGUAUGGCUCGGUGUACAAACUUGCUUUUGGGCCAAAAGCAUUUGUUGUUGUAUCGGACCCCAUUGUGGCUAGGCAUAUUCUUCGUGAAAAUGCAUUCUCAUAUGACAAGGGAGUUCUCGCUGAAAUUUUGGAACCUAUAAUGGGAAAAGGACUAAUACCUGCCGACCUUGAUACUUGGAAACAAAGGAGAAGAGUCAUUGCCCCUGGAUUCCACACUUCAUACUUGGAAGCUAUGACGAAAGUAUUCACCGAUUGUUCUGAAAGAACAAUGUUGAAAUUUGAAAAGCUUAUAGAAGCAGAAGAAGACUCAAAGGGUGAAAAAACAAUGGAAUUGGAUCUUGAGUCAGAAUUUUCAAAUUUGGCAUUGGAUAUUAUUGGGCUUGGUGUUUUCAAUUAUGAUUUUGGUUCUGUCUCUAAAGAAUCUCCGGUAAUCAAGGCGGUAUAUGGUACUCUGUUUGAAGCUGAGCACCGAUCGACGUUCUAUAUUCCUUAUUGGAAGCUUCCUCUAGCAAGGUGGUUAGUUCCCCGUCAAAGAAAAUUCCAGAAUGACCUUAAGGUCAUAAAUGACUGUCUAGAUGGUCUCAUAAAACUUGCAAAAGAGACCAGACAGGAAACUGAUGUUGAAAAACUGCAGCAGAGGGACUACCUAGACCUUAAGGAUGCAAGUGUGUUGCGUUUUUUAGUUGAUAUGAGGGGUGUGGAUGUGGAUGAUCGUCAGCUACGAGAUGAUUUAAUGACAAUGCUUAUUGCUGGCCAUGAAACAACUGCAGCUGUGCUUACCUGGGCUGUUUUUCUCCUAGCACAAAAUCCAUCCAAAAUGAAGAAAGCCCAGGCGGAAAUUGACAUUGUACUUGGACAGGGAAGAACCACCACCUUUGAAUCACUCAAAAAGUUGGAGUACUUGCGGCUUAUUGUUGUGGAAGCGUUGCGUUUGUAUCCACAGCCUCCAUUGCUUAUUAGGCGUUCCCUUAGACCAGAUAAAUUACCAGGUGUCCUACCCGGUGCAUGCUCCUCCUCCUACGGCCAAUCAUCUAUCCACAAACACCACCUCAACUGGGCAGCCGUGUCUUUUGGACAGUGGAGCAUCCCAUCACGUGGCUUCAGAUGCAUCACUUCUUCCUUCCUACUCUGAGUACGGUGGACCGGAUGAAGUACGCCUUGGCGAUGGAUCUAGUCACGGGGGCGCCACUUAUGCGCGGGGAGAACUUUCUGACAUUUCUUGGUGGCAUCAUACUCUUGGUCAUCCGUCUCGAAGUGUUUUCAAUAAUAUUGUUCGUCAACACAAUAAUAUUAUCAAAUGUAGUGCUCCGUUAGAUUACUUUUGUAAUUCCUGUUUCAUCAAUAAAAGUACCAAGUUGCCAUUUUCCGUUAAUUCUAUGUCUGCAACUAGUCCCCUACAAUUAAUAUAUUCCGAUGUGUGGAGUACUCACACUAAGUCCAUUGAUGGUCAUAAUUCUUAUGUCAUUUUUGUGGAUUAUUUUACUCGUUAUACUUGGCUAUAUCCACUUAAAGCAAAAUCUGAGGUGGCACAUAUAUUUCCCCAAUUUCAUCGCCUUGUUGAAAAAUACUUCAAUCACAAAAUCGUUGCGGUAUUUUCUGACAAUGGCGGUGAAUAUAUUAAAUUGCGAUCUUACCUAAAUACUCAUGGUAUUUCUCACUUCACCACCCCGCCUCAUACACCGGAACAUAAUGGUAUAGCUGAGCGCCGGCAUCGUCACAUUGUUGAUACCGGUCUCGCUUUACUUCAUUAUUCUGGUCUCCCUUCUAUCUAUUGGUCGUAUGCGUUUCAAACCGCUGUCUAUCUUAUUAACCGGUUACCCACUCCAUUACUUCAAAAUGACUCUCCAUAUGUUCGGUUAUAUAAUAAGUUACCAAAUUUGUCCAAACUCCGUCCAUUUGGGUGUCUAUGCUAUCCGUGGCUUCGUCCCUACUCUGACUCAAAACUUCAAUUCAGGUCGAGUGUGUGUGUGUUUGUGGGAUAUUCUACAACACAAUCGGCAUUCCAUUGUCUUGAUAUUCACACGGGUCGUCUAUAUGUAAGUCGUCAUGUGAGAUUUAUAUCUCAUUAUUUUCCGUUUCAAAAAGGUCACAAUGGGUCGUCGGUGCAAAAUUCUCCCAGCACACACAUGUUAACCCCCACGCAUGCAGGCAUGCAAAAUUCUCCCCGUGAGGUUCCUUGUCAAACGGCUACUCCGAGGUCAAACACUUACCCCAUUAUACCCGUACCUAUCUCCUCAGCUACUCAGCCGUCCCCUCCUAUUUUGCCGCAACAUCAAAGUAUCAAACUACUCCCAAUUCAAAUUUAAAUUCUAAUUUAAAUUCAAAUUCAAAUCCUAUCUCACCCCCUCCUAUUCUUCCGCCCGAGUCAAGUCCUAACCCACCAACCUUUAACUCCCAUUCCAAUCCACUCAACCUUAUCACAUCACAUCUCAAUAAUUCAAAUUCCAAUAAUUCUAAUCUAUCCUUUACGUCAACUUGCCUUAUCCCUGGAGCACCACAUAAUCUGCCAACUUCACCUAGUCAUAACACCCACAACACUACACACCCAACCCCACCACCCACGUGUCCCCCACACUCCGUCUCACCACCGGCCUCCUCAACUGGGCCCUCUUUAUCCACCUCGGACCAACCUUCUUCUUUUAAUCUACCCACCCUUAAUCGUCCAGCCCGUACCCGUAAACCCAAUUCCAAAUAUGUAGGUGGCCCGUUUGUUAACACUACCACUAAUCAUCCCAUCCCCACUUCUCUAGAACCCACCAGUGUGAAGCAAGCUCUGGGUGAUCCUCGCUGGAAGGCUGCCAUGGAGGAGGAAUUAGAUGCCCUUCACACAGGAACCAAACUUGGACGCUAGUUCCACCGUCCGGACGUACCCCUAUUACAUGCAAAUGGCUCUUCCGGGUUAAACGUCAUGCGGAUGGUAGUAUUGCACGGUACAAAGCACGACUGGUUGCUCGUGGUUUUCUCCAACAACCGGGACGUGAUUAUGUUGGUAUUUUUGGACGAUCUACCUUCGAGGACGCUGAUUAGAGCGGGUGAAAAACAUGGAGGAGUAUACUAUUUUCGUAGUCUUGAUUCUGCUCGUGCAUGUUCAAUAACGGAGAAAAGCAAAGGAGAUCUGUGGCACUCCCGGAGGAUACAGCGGUGACAAGGAUGGAUAUGAAAUUCCAGCUGGUACUGAUGUAUUUAUUUCGGUGUAUAAUCUCCAUAGGUCACCAUACUUUUGGGACAAACCAGACAAGUUUGAACCUGAGAGGUUUCAAGUUCGAAGAGAAAGUGAAGGAAUUGAGGGGUGGGCUGGGUUUGAUCCAUGUAGGAGCCCAGGAGCAUUAUACCCAAAUGAGAUUAUGUCAGACUUUGCUUUCUUGCCUUUUGGUGGUGGACCAAGAAAAUGUGUAGGUGACCAGUUCGCCCUCAUGGAGUCAACCAUAGCAUUAGCAAUGCUGCUUCAGAAGUUCGACAUAGAGUUGAGUGGAUCACCUGAGUCGGUGGAGCUCGUCACAGGUGCAACCAUUCAUACAAAAAAUGGGUUAUGGUGCAAACUGAAAAAGAGGUCGUCCGGUAUGUAGUUUGGAGUCGUUUAUUCCUUCUGGCUCCUGAAGAGAAGACUUUUGUGUUGUUUUUUUAACCGAACAAACAGCCUUUUAUUAGAUUAAUAAAUCAUUUGCCACAUGGCUUACAAUGCACUCCGGUAUAAAAUUAUAACUACUACUAUGAUAUGAGAUUGCAACAUGCGCUCUAGCUAAUAAACUUUUGUGUUGUUAAUGCCCGCUUAGACGGCAUAGAUCAGGCUUGAGGUUUAAUUAAUA